AUGUCCGGGAACCCUAGGGAUCAGUUGCACAAGCUCCAGAUGGCCCUCCAAAACCGCCGCGGCGGUUUUGGUGGCGGCUUCGGUGGUGGCAAUCCUCGUGCCGGCAUGGGCCUCGCUACUUUGUUCCUCACUGGUCUUGGAGUAUAUGCUGUUUCCAACUCGAUGUUUAACGUUGAUGGUGGUCACCGUGCGAUCAAGUACUCCAGAGUAGGUGGUGUCAAGAAGGAAAUCUACAGUGAAGGAACUCAUCUUCGGAUUCCCUGGGUCGAAACUCCUAUUAUCUACGAUGUCCGCGCAAAGCCGCGCAAUAUUGCUUCCCUUACCGGUACCAAGGACUUGCAGAUGGUGAACAUCACCUGCCGUGUCCUGUCCAGACCCCGUGUCGAUGCCCUCCCCCAAAUAUACCGUACCCUGGGACAGGACUUUGACGAGCGUGUGCUUCCGUCGAUUGUGAACGAGGUCUUGAAGAGCGUGGUGGCACAAUUCAACGCCAGUCAGUUGAUCACUCAGCGUGAGAACGUUGCCCGCCUGGUCCGGGAGAACCUUGCUCGUCGGGCUGCUCGCUUCAACAUUGCCUUGGACGAUGUGUCGCUUACGCACUUGACCUUCUCCCCCGAAUUCACCGCCGCCGUCGAGGCCAAGCAGGUUGCUCAGCAGGAAGCCCAGCGGGCCGCGUUCCUGGUCGACAAGGCCCGCCAGGAGAAGCAAGCAUUCAUUGUGCGCGCUCAAGGUGAGGCUCGUUCAGCCGAGCUGAUUGGUGACGCCAUCAAGAAGAGCAAGAGUUACAUCGAGCUGCGGAAGAUCGAGAACGCCCGCCAUAUCGCCCAGAUCCUGCAGGAGAACGGUGGCCGGAACAAGCUGUACCUGGACAGCCAGGGACUGGGCUUGAACGUCAACGCGGGCUCCGACGACACGAAAUAA
Aspergillus tubingensis is the source of this 921-nucleotide messenger RNA. RefSeq names its product prohibitin subunit PHB2. Gene Ontology annotation, biological process: mitochondrion organization. Gene Ontology annotation, cellular component: mitochondrion; membrane. The transcript is spliced from 4 exons. NCBI's taxonomy places the organism in Eukaryota, Fungi, Ascomycota, Eurotiomycetes, Eurotiales, Aspergillaceae. Bases 1 to 921 code for a protein of 306 amino acids. The record is from RefSeq and is a predicted model, not a curated record.